Panicum virgatum (switchgrass) is the source of this 1816-nucleotide messenger RNA. Its product is annotated as WAT1-related protein At3g30340-like. The transcript is spliced from 7 exons. Gene Ontology annotation, cellular component: plasma membrane. NCBI's taxonomy places the organism in Eukaryota, Viridiplantae, Streptophyta, Magnoliopsida, Poales, Poaceae. The coding region runs from base 580 to 1575 and encodes 331 amino acids. Gene Ontology annotation, molecular function: transmembrane transporter activity. The record is from RefSeq and is a predicted model, not a curated record.
UUAAUUUCGUCUCCAGCUGUUCCUUUCUGUUUCCGGAUCCUUUGCGCCUUCCUAUAAUCUGAAGUCAUAACUUUGUGAAAUUAAUUGCUUCGGAAAAAGUUGGGACAGCUGAAAGUAGAUUAUUGGUCUGGAAAAAACUGAUGUGCCAAAAUUUAAUCGCCUGAAGCAUUAGAAAUUUAGAAUGUUUACACUUUACACUGAACUUUCCCUGCAUUUCUGCCACCACUAUCUGUAGUUCUGUAUGUACUACAGUUCACGCGCUAUAAUACAAGCUGCACGCAUGUAGCUUGCAGAUCAUCUGUAUAUAUACAUCUGCAUCGAUACACGUCAUAGUUGCUCACACAUAUAGGCUGACCAAAAGAAACCUCUGCUAAGAGAUAGAAGCACGCGAGCAUUGUCUUGUCGACCUGUUGCCGGAUUCCUGUCCCCUUCACACAUCAUGCAUUCACGCCACAUCGGAGUGCUUUAGAACUGCUGCUCUCCACUGUCCUGUAGAGAGACAGAGAGAUGGGGAGAACCAAGAAGGAAUGGUGGGCAGCCUCGUUCAUGGCGUUGAUCCAAGUUUUCACAACUGGGUAGAUGUUGCUCACCAAGGUGGUCGUCGAUGAUGGGUUGUCCGUGUGCACCCUCCUUACCUAUCGGUUCUUCAUGGGUGCCAUCUUGGUCAUCCCCCUAGCUGUGAUCUUUGAGAAGGGGAAGUUGAAGGAGCUUAAUUUGAAGGCAUUCAUAUGGAUUUUUACAAGUGCACUUGUGGGGUUCACUAUUCCUGGUCUUUACUAUAUUGGCCUCGGAGAUACAUCGCCUGGAUAUGCAAUCAAUUUUUACAACAUUAUCCCAAUAGCCACAUUCAUCCUUGCAGUUCUUUUCAGGAAGGAGCCUCUGAACAUAAAGAGCCUGGUAGGAAACUUCAAGGUGAUAGGAACAAUUGUUUGUGUCGGGGGCACACUGGUGAUUAGCCUGUACAAGGGCAAAGUGCUUCAUCUGUGGCCUACCAACAUUAUAGGGUACCAUGCGAAGCAUUCAGGAGCUGCAUAUGGGCACCACCAUAUGCGUGGAGCCAUCUUGCUCAUCAUCAGCUGUUUGAGCCUGGCCGUCUGGUACACAGUGCAGGCCCAGAUGCUGAAAGUGUUUCCUUACAAGUACUGGUCCACGGUUGUCACAUGCUUCGUCGGCUGCAUACAGAUGGCUGUUGUAGGGGUCGCCAUGAACAGAGAAAAGGAGACCUGGCAGCUGAGAUGGAAUAUGAGCCUGCUCACAAUCGUAUACUCGGCAAUACUCAACACCGCGGCGAAAUUCGUGAUGAUUUCAUGGGUCGUCACGCAGCGUGGCCCAACCUACCCGUCCAUGUUUUGCGCAGUAUCAGUAUUGUUCACCACUGUCCUCGACUCGCUGCUCCUCGGCCAUGACCUGUCUGUUGGAAGUAUUCUUGGCAUGAUCAUGAUUCUUGCUGGGCUCUACAUGUUCCUCUGGGGAAAGAGGAAGGAACAACUGGCGCCUGAGAGUCAAGAAAACCCCAAGGACGAACUGCGAUUUCAGAGUGAAGACAAAAUCAAAGAUUCAGGAUCCCACGUGUGAUUGUCUCGUCGAACAAAAAUGUUGCGGAAGGAAACGAGACACCUGUUCAAAAUCUGCUGGUCUAAUGAAAAUGAAGCGCCUUUAGAUUCUUGUGGUGAAAUUGAAUUCAGAUAGCGUCGUCCGUACUACAUGCAAGUGAAAAAUAGAAACGGAACAUUUAGAGCAUCUCCAAGAGUCUUUUUAAAAUUUACACUCUAAAUCAUCAUUUAGAGAGUCACUUGAGUAAAAAUCAUUUUUUAUA